GUUCAGGGUGGAACACGGCCAUGUACGUGGAAUAGACUUUACUGUUUCAAAGACUGAAAAGCUGCUGUAGUGGGAAGCUAAAGGCAGUGACUUAAUAUGGAACCUGAAGUGGAAAGGAGCAGGCUGUCAGUUUGAGCAAACCUGUGGCAAGCUCUGGCAAACCUACUGGAGCUGGUUUAUGGAAAACUCUCUSUGAAAUCACAAGGCAAUAGAUGAAAUUAAUAGGCUGAAGCAGAGACUCUAUGAAAUCAUGCAGCAGGAGAUCCGGCCGCUGGUAGCAGUGGAUAUAAUAGAGCAGCUCCACAGGCAAUUUGCCAUCUUGUCAGGAGGAAGAGGGAAGGAUGGGGCACCCAUUAUAACCUUUCCAGAGUUUGCAGGAUUCAGUGAGAUACCUGAUGAUGAUUUUCUGAACGUGGUCACUUAUCUAACCAGCAUUCCCAGUCUGGAGGCUGCCAGCAUCGGAUUCAUCAUCAUCAUAGACAGACGACGGGACAAAUGGAGCGCAGUCAAGGCAUCCCUGACACGAAUAGCAGGAGCAUUUCCAGGAAACCURCAGCUGGUGUUUGUCCUGAGACCCUCCCGCUUUAUCCAAAGGGCAAUCGCUGACAUUGGCAUUAAACUCUAUCGAGAUGACUUUAAAAUGAAGGUACCGAUCAUCAUGUUAAAUUCUGUCUCUGAUCUGCAUGGCUACAUUGACAAAAGUCAGCUGACGCGGGAGCUGGGAGGAACCCUGGAGUACGGCCACAGCCAGUGGAUCCAUCACCGAACUGCUAUUGAAAACUUUGCAAUGACAGUAAAAACAACAGCACAGAUGCUACAGACCUUUGGAACAGACUUAGCAGAGACUGAACUUCCCAAYGAUGUGCAGUGCACAGAGGAGCUUCUCUCCUCACACACCGACCACCAUGGCAAGCUGAAGGAUGAACUGAAACUAGCAGUGAAGCAGGGGGCCACCCUACUGACGUGCAUUCGGGARCCAGUCACCCGAAGUGCCAACAGCAAACUCAGUCCAGAUGAACUGGAAAACGUGGCCACUGUGGAAAGGUUGUUGGCUCAGUUGGAUGAAACAGAAAAGGCUUUUGAUCAAUUUUGGACCAAGCAUCAUCUAAAACUAGAACAGUGCCUGCAGCUUCGACACUUUGAACACGAUUUUAGAGAGGUAAAACUGACAUUGGAUAACCUCAUGGAAAUACAAGCAGGUUUUGCUGACAUUGGAGACAGCAUGACUCGAGUUGAGAACCUCCUAAAAGAGCAGAAACACCUGGAAGAGAAAGGACAGGAACCUUUGGAGAAGGCCCAGUCUCUAGCUCUCCAUGGAGAACAGCUCAUCCAAAACAACCAUUAUGCAGUUGACUCCAUUAGACCAAAGUGUGUUGARCUCAGGCGGAUUUGUGAUGACUUUACCAAUGAGACCAAGAAAAAGUAUGAUAUUUUGGGAAAGUCUCUUGAGCUGCAUAAGCAGUUAGAUAAGGCAAGCCAAUGGUGUGAAGCUGGAAUCUACCUCUUAGCUUCCCAAGCUGUGGACAAGUGCCAGUCACAAGAGGGAGCUGAAACUGCACUCAUUGAAAUCGAGAAGUUCUUGGUAACAGCUAAGGAACACCAGCUCUCCAACCCGAAGGAGUUCUACAAUCAGUUUGACAUGAUCCUCACCCCUGAAAUAAAGGCCAAUGCCCAAAGAAUUGUACAAAAACUUGAAGAUGUGCAAGAAAUGUUUGACAAGAGGCAAGUAAGUCUGAAGAAGCUGGCAGCCAAACAGACCCGGCCAGUACAACCUGUUGCUCCACAUCCUGAAUCUUCCCCAAAGCGAGCAUCACCAAAGAUUACCAGGCCAGCAGCAGUAGCUACCAACAGGAGGUCCACAGAAAUUUCCUGCCCUCCAAAGACCAUUUCCGAAGUAGAUUUAUCAAAAAAGAAAAGCAUUAAGAAGACUAAAGGUGGAAUUAAGAUUGAAGUGAUGCAUGAAGCCAGUCAAGGAGGAUCUAGCAGAGUCCUGGUGACCAGUGAAAGCGAUGAGAACUUGUCAACAAGGAGGAGCCAUAUAAUCAACGAGCUGAUAGAAACAGAACGGGUUUAUGUAGAAGAACUUCAAAGUAUAAUAGAGGGGUAUGCUUCAGAAAUGGACAAUCCCAGUUUAGUACAUCUGAUUCCAUCUGCACUUCAGAACAAGAAGGAAAUUCUCUUUGGGAACCUCCCAGAAAUCUACGAUUUCCACAACAGGAUUUUCCUCAAGGAGAUAGAAAAUUGCAUUGAAAACCCUGAGCUUCUUGCUAGGUGCUUUUUAAAAAGGAAGGAGGACCUCCAAAUCUAUGAAAAGUACUGUCAGAACAAACCAAGGUCUGAAGCUCUCUGGAGGCAGUGUGGAGACAGCAUCUUYUUUCAGGAAUGUCAGCGUAAAUUGGAUCAUAAGCUCUCACUUGAUGCUUAUCUCUUAAAGCCAGUUCAGAGAAUCACCAAGUACCAGUUGCUGCUAAAGGAAAUGCUGAAGUGCAGCAAGAAUUCAGAAGGUACUGCUGAAUUGGAAGAAGCCCUGGCCACAGUGCUUGAUAUCAUCAAAUCAGUGAAUGAUUCCAUGCACCAGAUAGCAAUCACAGGAUAUGAGGGGGAUGUCAGUGAGCUUGGCAAGCUGUUGAUGCAGGGCUCCUUCAACGUWUGGACUGACCACAAGAAAGGGCACAACAAGGUGAAGGACUUGGCUAGAUUCAAACCAAUGCAGAGACACCUCUUCCUCUACACAAAGAUGCUGCUUUUCUGCAAGAAACGGGAGGAGAACACCGAUGGCCACGAGAAGACAGCUUCAUACAGCUUUAAAAAUUCACUAAAGAUGAGCACUGUGGGCAUUACAGAAAAUGUAAAAGGGGAUAACAAGAAGUUUGAGAUCUGGUAUAAUGGCAGAGAAGAAGUCUACAUCAUUCAGGCAUCUUCUGUGGAGCUGAAAAACACCUGGAUUUCCGAGAUUCGCAAAGUCCUGACAGGACAGCUGGAAGCAUGCAGAGAAGCAAGUCAACUGCACCAAAGAAUCACUGAGAGUGUGUAUCAUGCACCAAUGGAYUCCUCCAAUGCAAGCAGGUAUAGCAGGAAGUCAUCAAGUCUAUAUGAAAACAAAUCUGAGACAUCAAAUGUGGAAGCAUCUAACAAUAAAAACAGGAAUUCCAGUCCCAGCGCCAGACAAAAGAGAGUUGAUGCUUCCAGCAGCCUUAACCUUGAGCGCACAGCGCUUGCUAGAAAGCGAUUCACAUUGCAAGGUCUUUCCAACCGCAGAGCUCCACCCAAAGAUCCAGAGUCUAAGGACAGAGAAGUUACCCGUCGCUUUUCCUUAGCCUCCUCCAUCAGCACCACAGUUAAUGCUUCUGCUGUGACCAAAGGUCCCCUUGUUCCUGCAGUUAAAGUCAAGAGACAUGAAAUAAAGAGUGACCCAACUCCCCUUGGGUUUGAAGAUGCUUUUGAGAACACCAUAUUGGCCCAGAGUAAAUGUAAUGCCGGUUCCACCACGAGAUCCGUACCUAGAUCUGCUUCACAGACAGGCUGGCCCAGCAGACAAAUGCCUUCUCUAGACACAUUUGAAGAUUUCGAAGCCAUUCCUUCCAGCAUGGAUGAACUCUCCAACUCUUCUGACUUGGAGGAAGAGACCAACCCUAACAAUGGGAGCAAUCUCUUCCGGGUAGAAGGCAGUUUUGACAGCUGUUUCCCGGAUUCUCUGACUCUCGAGGAUGGAGAUUUAGUGCAGUUUGUGCAGGAAGGAGAGAAUGGUCAGUGGUUAGUGAAGAAACUGGUCUCUGAGAAAAGCGACUGGGUUCCUUCCAGUAUAUUGCAGCCAGCAGAGGGGGACAGUAACAACAUGAUUAAGAGCAGCAAUGCAGACAUGUACAACGAUUCCUGCAGCACAGCCUCAGUAGAGUCAGACACGAAGGAAAGUGAGGUGGCCAAAAGCUUCCCAGCAGAACAGAGGGCUGGCAGCUGAGCAGCAGGACCAGCCUUCCUCAGGACCCCGUCCACCUGGCUUUAUCUUGGGUGGACACUGGAUCAAAGUUGCCUUUCUCACAAGCUCUGAGGUUCAYAAUUCACUAAAAUUUUAUCAAAGUGAACAGAUGAGAACUGUGCUCUCCAMCUGGCAAGCUGGGAAAAACAAACUUGAAAGGAGCAUUAAACAUCCAGAAAACAUCAAACCUACCUUCAGUAUUAGAGGAGAAAAAUGCUUCUUGCAUUGAUUACCAAACUGUUUCAGAGGAUGUGGCCUAAAUUAGGUCGACAGCAGAGCUGAAGAGUUUCUAUGCACGCACCUUUUGGCAACUUUGCUUGAGCACCACAUCACUGCAGAGGGGCACGUGGUGGUUACGAGUCCUUGCUCCACCCUGGGGUCACCUGGAGGUUUUUCCAUUUGCUUGCCACUGGCUGUGCCUUCCCUGUCCUCCUUAAUCCCAGCUGAUACAUCAUCACAAACGUGCCCUUUUUGCUAUGGUCAACACCAAAAACACCUGAGCUGAGGGUGACUGUGGAAAGGGAACUUCUGAGCGGGACCAUCAGAGAGGCUCCGUGCGGCCGUGCCGCGAUCCUCUGCGCUGGCACGGGAAGGGAAUGCUCAAAACAUUCCCCACCUUGGAAUGGCACAGCUGCAGCUCCUGCCUGGGAGGUGCUGGGCUUUGCAGGGAAGUACAGACGUGUAACAGCUGCUGUGACAAAGAACACUCUGAACUCUUUUUACAGUCUAAGUCAUUCCUCUGCCCCCUCUACCGUCUCUGGUUGCUGGAUCACAACCCUUCACAUUUGGUGCCGAGAAUUCAAUUGAAUGCCAUUUACUGUCCCAUGUUUGAGUAGACUGCAUGCUUUCCUUGUGUGCUGGGCUAUGAGUAGAUACAUUUCACCCCCCAUUUGGAAUAUACUUAAGCAUUGCAAAUAGGCAGUGGGCAUUAGAUGCUCCAAUGAGUGGAUAAAGUGUUGUUGUGAAAUACUUCUUUCCGGUAUGUUUGAUGAAAGGACUGUACCAAAUCUCUGCCACAUAAGGAUGUAAUGUAUAAUAUAAAGUGAUUACAGAUGUUAUUAUUCCUAUUCAAGCCAUUAGCUCGUUUAGAGCGCUGUUAAGGCAUGAAGGCAUUUUGAUGGUAAUUGGGUCUUAGGUCCCACAAAAGCUGCUAGUAYUUUAGUAAAGAUAAAUAUUGACUAAGGAUUGCAAACAGGCAAAGAUCUGUAGUAAAGACGAGCCUGGAAGAAGCUCAAGAGUGAGUGAGUGGCUUUCACUCUUUGAGAUGUUUUGUUUAACCCUCAGAUUAGAGGUGCUUUAUGUAAAUAACAAAGGGCACUAAAAGCACUAAAAAUGGAAAUGAAGMAAAACCAAAACCAACCCACUCUUUACUAAUUGAGCCUCUGAGCAAAGCAGUAGGUUUCUGUAUCAUUUCUGCUGUCACCUUUGCAGGGACUUGAAUGUUUUCCUUUGUGUCUCAGUGGAGGCUGGCGGUGCAAAUACCUUAGUGUGUGAGUCAGGAUAGCUGUGAAAGAGUUAGAUGGUCCUGUUUGAGAAAAAGCCUUGAAGUAGGUAAAGGCUUAGUAAGAUCUUUUUGCCUGUGAAGACUUAUUGCUUGAUUAUGAGUUGCACUGUGGUGAUUAAUUCCCAUGGYUCUUCUAAACCUCCCAUAUCUAAAUUCUGUGAUUUUUGACAUUUUCCAUUAGUCCAUGACUAAAGGACCUGAGAGUUCUGUACCUUUCUGGAAGCUAUUUUUGUCCUACAGAGGUAGCAGCUUGCCUGUUUGUGUUUUACCUCAAAAAUGAUAUGUAGGCUCUCAGGAACAUGAAUCCUCCUGGUCUACUGGGGUUAUCAGCAUCUUGCAGGAAGAAUUUAUUCCUUUCAGUCCCCUAAGGAAAUAUGCAGUGACAUUUUCUUAUAGUGCAAUUCCUUAAUCCUCUCCCUAACAUGAGUUUGUUCUGGUUUCUCUAUUACUUUCAGUAAUUUUUGCACAGUAACAGUGCUGCUGUCUACCCCUGCCCUAAGCAUAGGAGAAGGAAGGGCUAGGGAGCUUUGAUUGCACAUUAAUAAGUGUAGUAAGCUUUUAUGUGUGGGAGAGAGAGAUGGGGAAGGAUUAUCCUGGGUUUAUGAAACUGCCAAAAUGAAGAUUUGUGACAUUGCUGAUGGAUGGAAAGAUGAAAACCUGCACUUUGGAGUUUUAUUUUGAGGAAUCUCAUUCUGAUGGUUAAAUGGCAGUGGGAGGUCUCUGAACUGARGAUGAGAAAUCUGGCAUUGCCAGUCCAUUUCCUCUCUCUGCAUGAGCAGGGUGAGACUGUGCUGGUCCUACUUGCCCUGGUGCCUCAACACCUUCCUGUAAAAUGGAGCUAUUGAAUUUCCCACCCAUUGAAUUCUGAAUUGUACCAGGUGUGUGAAAGUUGUCCCCCUGGGGACCCUCCAGGGGAAAGCAAAGCAUUCAACCCCACAUGCCCUCCAUGAGUGCCAGUGGUACAGGGCAUCUUGUGGAGCAGUCUAGAGCUGGAGCAGGACAUGGGGUUACUGAGGAAAAGUGUCCUCUGCCAGCUCCAGACUGUCUUGUCAUGGCCACUGCAAAGGUAGGGCCUGCAUUAUUGCAUUCUCCUCCCCACUUCUGUUUUGAAAAGUGAAAAUCUCAUGUUUUMUCCUGCUGGACCAAAGUUGGAGUCUGUGCUGCUCCAUGAAUGUCCUGGGGAUGGCAGGUUCCUCUGUGCUGUGGCUGUGCAGCAGUGGCACAGCACUCUGGUCUUUGGGCACACGGAGCCUGAGCAGGGAGCUCACACCAUUACCUGUGUCUGUAACCUCCCUGCAGUGCCAGGUGCCUGUUUCUGUCUCCAUGCUCCAAACCAGGGCACAGGGCAGCCCUGGCAGGGUCCCUUUGGCACGAGAGGCAGCGAGGCAGGGCCACUGCAGGGCUGGCUUUGGGAAAGGAUGAGUUCAGUGACAGACCAGGCUGCUGACACAUCCUACAGCAGCUCCCAAAAGAAGCAACCUUCUGGCUUUGCUGAUGAGACAAAAUGGGGUUCCAUGACUUUUUGGAUUUUUUAAAUAUUAUGCAGGACAGUCUUUUAAUUAGUGCAUUUCUGUUGAGCAAGGUGAUAAUUAAGGGAAUGACUCUCCAUGUACAGUCUAGAAGAUGAUUUGGUAAUGUCCAGCAGGACUAGUGUAUAUGUUAGGGUAUCCUUAUUCUGUCUGUAGGUCUUUGACACCAUCCUUUUCAGGUAGAUGGACCUAAAACCCAUAGUUUUCAAAUAAGGAUU
Messenger RNA from Malurus melanocephalus (red-backed fairy wren), 7227 nucleotides. It is a transcript of the gene MCF2L2, whose product is annotated as MCF.2 cell line derived transforming sequence-like 2. The transcript has 34 exons. Gene Ontology annotation, biological process: intracellular signal transduction. NCBI's taxonomy places the organism in Eukaryota, Metazoa, Chordata, Aves, Passeriformes, Maluridae. The record is from RefSeq and is a predicted model, not a curated record. Bases 251 to 3958 code for a protein of 1235 amino acids. Gene Ontology annotation, cellular component: cytoplasm. Gene Ontology annotation, molecular function: protein binding; guanyl-nucleotide exchange factor activity.